AGACAAAAUUGAAAGGGGGUGUGAGAAAGUGAAAAUGGGUGUGGAUAUGACCUAUCCAAGAUAGUCCGUUUCUGGGGAAUUCGAGGAUUAUUUUGGGCUCCCUGGCCUACGCACCACUGUCCAGACCUCUCUUCCUCUGUCCCUCCAGUUCUCGACAGCUCCGUGAAGACCAAGGCUAACCCUAAGCCGAGGGAGGACGACGUCGAGCUCGAAUAAGGAGAGAUGGUCGCCGAUCUACACCUUCCCUACCCGCGAGGAGUUCUGGAGGUGACUUGAUUUUUCAAUCGGAUUCCCAAAAACAUGGCCAUAAAAUUGCAAAAAUGUGGGGAAAGAUUAGGUUUUGGGUUGAUGAAAUUGACCCGGAAUUACUGUUCAACAGAACCCAUGAGGCAAUUUUCCGACCCAACAAAAAGAAUUUGCAAAAUCAUGAUGUCCUGCCCAACACUUGCUCUUGAUACCGCCCUUGACCAAACCGGGAUUCGAAUUUCACCCAAAAUGGUAGAGGAAGUUCUCAUGAGAUUCAACAAUGCCGGUAUGGUUGCAUACCGGUUCUUUGAGUGGGCGGCAAAGCAGCGAAAUUAUUCACAUAGUGUUAAGGCCUACCAUGCUAUGAUUGAAUCUUUGGCCAAGAUCAGGCAGUACCAGAUCAUGUGGGAUCUUGUGAACUCGAUGAGGGCGAAGAGGAUUCAGAAUAUGGAGACGUUUGGAAUCAUUAUGAGGAAGUAUGCCAGGGCACAGAAGGUUGAGGAAGCGCUUUAUACAUUUAAUGUUAUGGAGAAGUAUGAUUGUGCUCCGAAUUUAGCAGCGUUCAAUGGCCUGCUGAGUGCUCUGUGUAAGUCCAAGAAUGUUAGGAAGGCUCAGGAGGUUUUUGAUAAAAUGAAGGAUCGGUUUGAGCCAGACUCAAAGACCUAUAGUAUAUUGAUCGGCGGAUGGGGGAAGGAUCCGAAUUUGCCUAAAGCGAGGGAGGUGUUCAGAGAAAUGAUUGAUGCGGGUUGCAAUCCUGAUAUAGUGACUUAUGGUAUCAUGGUUGAUGUUCUUUGCAAGGCAGGGAGGGUGGAUGAAGCUAUUGAUAUAGUUCGGGGCAUGGAUGAUGGUGGUUGUACACCGACGUCUUUUAUUUAUAGUGUUUUGGUGCAUACGUAUGGGGUUGAAAACAGGAUUGAAGAUGCUGUUGCUGCAUUCUUGGAGAUGGAAAGGAAUGGAAUAAGGGCUGAUGUGGUUGUGUACAAUGCCUUGAUCGGCGCUUUUUGUAAGGCUAACAAGUUCAAGAACGUCUAUAGGGUCUUAAACGAUAUGAAUUCCAAAGGUGUUACUCCCAAUUCGAGGACUUGCAAUAUCAUUUUAAAUAGUUUGAUUGACCGUGAAGAAACUGAGGAGGCAUUUAGUGUCUUCCGCAAAAUGAUCAAAGUAUGUGAGCCAGAUGCAGAUACGUAUACAAUGAUGAUAAAGAUGUUUUGUGAGAGAGAUGAGUUGAAGAUGGCUCAUAAAGUCUGGAAGUACAUGAAGUUGAAGCAGUUUGUCCCAAGCAUGCACACAUAUUCAGUCCUUAUAAAUGGAUUUUGUGAGAAGGGAAACGCUUCAAAGGCUUGUGUCUUACUGGAAGAGAUGAUAGAGAAGGGGAUUCGGCCAGCAGGUGUGACUUUUGGGAGAUUAAGGCAGUUGCUGAUAAAAGAAGGAAGAGAAGAUGUACUCAAAUUUUUAAACGAAAAAGUUAAUCUUCUUGUCAAGGAGCCUUUAUUCGAUUGAAGACUCAACACCAUCAACUAAGAAAACUUGGACUGUUUGGUAUUCUUAGUCCAACAGAAUGAGUCCUGGAGUACAAGUCCUAUUGUUACUGCAGAAAGAAAAAUCAACUUUUGCAGUGGAUGUGUGGUGUUCAUUGCUACGUGGUUGUGGGGAGUAAUGAUUUAAGCACCGGGCUCUGAGAUGUUGAUGGAAAUGCAUUCUUGAAGCUAUAUAUUACCACAGCUGUAAUCCUAGAUUUCGUACAAUUAUAUUGUGCUUCAGGCGCACAAGGGAAAGGUUGCUCCUUUGUGACCAAUGGUCAUGGGUCAUGGAAACAGCCUCUUUGCAAACUAAGGGUAAUCCUGCGUACAACAGAUGUUCUCGCAAAGUGGGAAGCCUUGUUUGCUUGGGUAUGAUUUGUGAGAGUAAUCAGUAUUUUUUUCGAGAUAGAAUGUAAUCAGUAAUGUUGUGCUUUAUCUCAUUGUUUGCUUCUUUUGUACAAUACGAUGAUUUCUCUACCUGCUACGGGUGUCGUUGUGGUCUGAGGGCUCAAAACAUCAUUUUUGUUUUGUACUGGUUGACUUUAUCGUUUGAGUGAUUGCCUCGUUCGUU
Messenger RNA from Pyrus x bretschneideri (Chinese white pear), 2337 nucleotides. Its product is annotated as pentatricopeptide repeat-containing protein At1g77360, mitochondrial. Gene Ontology annotation, molecular function: protein binding. The record is from RefSeq and is a predicted model, not a curated record. Lineage: Eukaryota; Viridiplantae; Streptophyta; Magnoliopsida; Rosales; Rosaceae. The transcript is spliced from 4 exons. Bases 301 to 1746 code for a protein of 481 amino acids.